This is a messenger RNA of Melitaea cinxia (Glanville fritillary), 1050 nucleotides long. RefSeq lists its product as uncharacterized. Gene Ontology annotation, molecular function: cytoskeletal protein binding. The transcript has 6 exons. The record is from RefSeq and is a predicted model, not a curated record. Lineage: Eukaryota; Metazoa; Arthropoda; Insecta; Lepidoptera; Nymphalidae. Gene Ontology annotation, cellular component: ciliary basal body. Gene Ontology annotation, biological process: regulation of cell projection organization. Bases 1 to 798 code for a protein of 265 amino acids.
AUGACGUGGGAUGUAACGUUAGAUUUUGAAUAUGUUGUAACAAAGAAGAAACCGCCUCGUAUAUGUUUUGGUACUGGUCUAGACCGUGAAGUAUUACCACAAAAGGGACCUAUGCUUAGUCCUUUUAUGAGACGGAAUGCACCCGAAGUGAAACCAAACCUGGGCCCUGGCAGCUAUGACAAUAAUCGUGACGCCUUUUACGACCUUGCCCACAGGAUUUACAGCAAGUGUUAUUACGGCCCGAAGUCACCUAGAUGGAAGGUAAAGCACGAAUAUCAGCCUCCUCCUAAAGAACCUACACCAAUGGAGCCAAUACCUCAAAACUGUGCACCUUUUAACUCCACGUCAAAGAGAAAAGCGUUGUUCCAAUCAGGAGAUGUUCCAGCGCCUUGUGAUUAUUAUCCGGAGUACAAGAAGAGACAAAUGAAAUUUUCGUAUAGUUUCUCCGGUAAAAAGGUUCUAAAGUGCGCUGUUGAGAUAAAAUGCGUACCAUACAAUUUGGAUGUUUGUGGUUUUUGCGGCUGUUCAUGUUCUGCACAGGGCGACUAUUGGCAUUACGAAAAUAGAAUAUUUUUAUGUCGAAAACAUUAUUCGCGAUUGUUUAAGCAUUGUUUGGCUAAAUUUCAGGGUGCAAAAUUAGCUGAAUUUAAGUCGGUGAGAGAUUGCUUCUUCGCACACGCACAUAAUAGUUGCAAAGCUGCUUUAAAAAUAAUGAAAAUUGAAGAAAUAGAAAAGAAACUUCGAAAAGAAGCCUAUCUUGACUUAUAUUUUCCGCAGCGGAGAUUUUGUAACAAUUAACAAUCCUUGUUUAAUUAGGAAUAUUUUAUAAUUAUGACACAUUAAAACACUGUCACAGAGUCGUACUUAACGGAACAGUACGUAACGGAACUUUUCUUCAUUAUAUAACAUGACGCUUCAUUGCCACAACUGAAAGCGUUAAACAUAUCAAUUAAUCAGCAAAACUUAUGUUUUUAAAUACAAAAGUGUGUAUAGUUAGUUUUAAUUAUAUGAAACUAGUAGGUACCUACAAAAUAAAACGUAACAACAUAA